Molecule: messenger RNA, 417 nt
Organism: Mycena indigotica
Lineage: Eukaryota; Fungi; Basidiomycota; Agaricomycetes; Agaricales; Mycenaceae
Exons: 3
Coding region: 1-417 (138 amino acids)
Source: RefSeq, a predicted model, not a curated record
AUGUUCAAAGCCGCAUUCCUUGGUCUUUUCGCUGCCUUCGCGGUUGCUUCCGCUGGUGUUGUUGAUGUCAAGACACGUGCCGACCUUCCCGUUCACCACAAUGGAGACGUCCUCACCUGGGACUACAAAGGCGAAAUCGCUCUGGAGAAUGAACUCUUCGGAAUGGGUGUCGUUCGUAGCGACCUGCCCAUUCCAGCAUCGAUCACCGCUGACGGAUGGGAAGGCCCUGUCAUUCUCCAUCUUUUCGACCAGAUGACCAUCCCAGCGACUUAUCCAUUGGCCUUCCCAUUCUUCUUCAACGGCUCUAUUUACACCGCACAACUUUUCAAGUACGACACCAGCACCUUGGAACUCACCCAAACUCUCGUCCGGAGCACCGAGUUCAUGUGGGUCAAUCAGCCCGGCCAGGAUAUUUAG